GCUCGCUCUCCUCGCCUCUCUAUUUCCAUCUUUGAGCUUUAUCCCUUCAUCCCUGAUCUCCUUCAUCCCCUGCAAUCCUCAUCUGCUCGUGUCCGCCGAGCGACCAGAGACCAGCAGACUCUUCCACCAGCGAGCAGACGUCGGGGUAGAGCGUCCGAGCAGCCAGCACUCGCAUCCUGGGAUUUUGGGAACCUCCACGAGGCCUGAGCUGCCGAGGACGAACCUUUGGUAAAGAUUUACUCUUGGUUUCCUGCCGCUAACGCCCUUCAGCAACUGUCGCCAUGGCAGCCGAGAAAGCCGAAAUGGACGCGCUGAAAAAGGAGUGCGACGGCCUCCGCGCCCAAAUUGAGGCGGCUCGCAAGGGCGUGAACGACACCACCAUGACGGCGGCGGCGAGCAGCGUGGCGGCCGUGGGUCGCGUUCAGCUGAAGCAGAGGAAGACGCUCAAGGGUCACCUGGCCAAAAUCUACGCCAUGCACUGGUCAGCUGACUCCAGGGAAAUGGUGAGUGCGUCACAGGACGGCAAACUUCUGGUGUGGGACACCUUCACGGGAAACAAGCUGGUCGCCGUCCCGCUGAAGUCCGCCUGGGUGAUGAGCGUGGCCUUCGCCCCCUCUUCCAACCUGGUGGCCAGUGGCGGUCUGGACAAUAUGUGCACCGUCUACAACAUCAAGGCGGCCAGCCCCAAGACCCUCAGGGAGCUGGACGCGCAUACAGGUUACCUGUCCUGCGCUCGCUUCCUUAGCGACUCGGAGAUCAUCACAGCCUCCGGCGACACCACCUGCUGCCUGUGGGAUCUGGAGACGGGAAAGCAGAAAGUCAUCUUCACCAACCACAUCGGGGACUGCAUGUCUCUGGCUCUGUCCCCCGACAUGAACACCUUCAUCUCGGGGGCCUGCGACUCCCUGGCGAAGUUGUGGGACGUGCGGGAAGGCGCCUGCAAGCAGACCUUCAUCGGACACACCAGCGACAUCAACGCCAUCGCGUUCUUCCCGAGCGGGAACACCAUCGUCACAGGCUCGGACGACUGCAGCUGCAAGAUGUACGACCUGCGCUCCGACCAAGAAGUGAACAGCUACCAGGACAGCAGUCUGAACGCCGGCGUCACGUCCGUGGCACUGUCCAACUCGGGCCGCCUCGUUUUCGCCGGCUACGACGACUUCAACUGCCACAUUUGGGAUUCUCUGAAGGGAGAGAAAGUGGGCGUGCUGUCCGGCCACGACAACCGCGUGAGCUGCACCGGCGUCCCCGAGGACGGAAUGGGUGUCUGCACAGGAUCAUGGGACAGUUUCCUGAAACUGUGGAACUGACAAGUCCCGGCUGGGAAUCACGUCGAGAGAAGAAGGAGGCGAGGAGGACUAGGAGGCCGGCGGUGUUUGAGGGGGUUUCAUCAUGAGUGUCCUCUCCUUCUCUCUCUCUCUCUCUCUCUCGUCCUCAUUGAGCUAUGCAAAACACAGCCGGUUCUUUUGUAAGCGGCAUCAGCGCAGGUGGAGAGUCCCGCUGUCCCCGCAGCAGCGUUUAUUGAAUGAAAUCUUUAUAAAAGAACUAGUGAGCAGAGAAUAAAGCUCUUAAACUGGAAACACAUUUAGAGUAAAACAGAAGCUCCUGCAUGUUCAACAUUUUCAGGUUCUUGUUAAGCGGCCCCUGCAUCAUAACGUCGUGUAGAAGAAGGAGACGUGCGUUUUGUGUCUGAUAGAGACCGACGGUAGCGCGGACAACUCGGUGUCGGACUUCACUUCAGCGUCUUCAAAGCUAGAGACCCCGCCCCCUUCCCUUUACUGUGCAGAUCCAAUGAUAAGCAGACGAAUGAGCGGUCAAUGUUCAUGCCAGGCCACCGUUUUGUAGGACUUUUACGUGCGUGCAAUUCCUCUGUAAAAACAAUCUUUCUAAUAAAUAGAGAACUCUGCAUUGACA
Molecule: messenger RNA, 1914 nt
Organism: Nerophis lumbriciformis (worm pipefish)
Lineage: Eukaryota; Metazoa; Chordata; Actinopteri; Syngnathiformes; Syngnathidae
Gene: gnb3b
Product: guanine nucleotide binding protein (G protein), beta polypeptide 3b
Biological process (GO): signal transduction
Molecular function (GO): protein binding
Source: RefSeq, a predicted model, not a curated record